Messenger RNA from Phytomonas sp. Hart1, 457 nucleotides. The record is from the annotation of a GenBank genome assembly. NCBI's taxonomy places the organism in Eukaryota, Euglenozoa, Kinetoplastea, Trypanosomatida, Trypanosomatidae.
UUUUUCAUCAUUAUCACAUUUAGACCUACAAAAAAUACAAAAUGAAAUACCCAUGAAUACCGUAAUUGUGAGGCAAAUAUGUUUUGAUCACAGCCACAGCGCCUAUACGAUCCCCUCGGUUGGUGUUUGCGCUUGUCUUUUUCCUUUUCAACCUUCAUCGGUAGAACUGUUGGGAAGUCUUCAUCGGGCUGUAUAAGCUUUUUUUUCCUGUCUUCCACCUAAUAUGGAUUCUUCUUGACGUUGACGAUCGGUUUUCCCGUGAAGAAGAAGGGUGAUGGCAUUUUUCAGGUCCACUUACGACCGAAGGAGUGAAGGUUCGCCAUGCUCGAUAAUUGAGUUUGAACUAGCGCAAAAUAAGCCAUCUUUCUCUCUCACACACACACAGGGUAAAAGAACCACUCCGUCUAUUUUUUAUCUUGUAUCUUUCUACAAAGUCAUCUCUUUAAAAUACGCUUAA